GGCGCGACCAUGGCGCGGUGAGGGAGCGGGGGUGGGGAUCGGUCCCGGGGAGGCCUGGGGCCGCUGGCUUGUGCGCCGUCUCGGCCUCCCCCACUUUCGCCGCCGCCGCCGCCGCCCUGGGCAUGUCGUCGAACUGCACCAGCACCACGGCGGUGGCGGUGGCGCCACUCAGCGCCAGCAAGACCAAGACCAAGAAGAAGCAUUUCGUGUGCCAGAAAGUGAAGCUAUUCCGGGCCAGCGAGCCGAUUCUCAGCGUCCUGAUGUGGGGGGUGAACCACACGAUCAAUGAGUUGAGCAAUGUCCCGGUCCCUGUCAUGCUAAUGCCAGACGACUUCAAAGCAUACAGCAAGAUCAAGGUGGACAAUCAUCUUUUCAAUAAGGAGAACCUCCCCAGCCGCUUUAAGUUCAAGGAGUACUGCCCCAUGGUGUUUCGAAAUCUUCGGGAAAGGUUUGGGAUUGACGAUCAGGAUUACCAGAAUUCAGUGACACGCAGCGCCCCUAUCAAUAGUGACAGCCAGGGCCGAUGUGGCACACGUUUCCUCACCACCUACGACCGGCGCUUUGUCAUCAAGACUGUGUCAAGUGAAGAUGUGGCUGAGAUGCACAACAUCUUAAAGAAGUACCACCAGUUCAUAGUGGAAUGUCACGGCAACACCCUUUUGCCACAGUUCCUGGGCAUGUACCGCCUGACGGUGGAUGGGGUGGAAACCUACAUGGUGGUCACCAGGAACGUGUUCAGCCAUCGGCUCACCGUACACCGCAAGUAUGACCUCAAGGGUUCGACUGUUGCCAGAGAAGCGAGUGACAAGGAGAAGGCCAAGGACUUGCCAACAUUUAAAGACAAUGACUUCCUCAACGAAGGGCAGAAGCUGCACGUGGGAGAGGAAAGUAAAAAGAAUUUUCUGGAAAAACUGAAACGGGAUGUAGAGUUUCUGGCCCAGCUGAAGAUCAUGGACUACAGUCUGCUGGUGGGCAUCCACGACGUGGACCGGGCCGAGCAGGAGGAGAUGGAGGUGGAGGAGCGGGCAGAGGACGAGGAGUGUGAGAACGAUGGGGUAGGCGGCGGCCUGCUCUGCCCCUACGGCACGCCUCCCGACAGCCCCGGCAACCUCCUCAGCUUCCCUCGCUUCUUCGGUCCUGGGGAGUUCGACCCCUCUGUUGACGUUUAUGCCAUGAAGAGCCAUGAAAGUGCCCCCAAGAAGGAGGUCUACUUCAUGGCCAUCAUUGAUAUCCUCACACCAUAUGAUACGAAGAAGAAAGCUGCACAUGCUGCCAAAACAGUGAAACAUGGGGCGGGGGCCGAGAUCUCGACUGUGAACCCUGAGCAGUACUCCAAACGCUUCAAUGAGUUCAUGUCCAACAUCCUGACGUAGUGACCUUCUACCUUCAGCCAGAGCCAGAGAAAGAGAUACGGGGUUUGCUCUUUAUAACGAUGCAUAUCAUCACCCUGCUCACCGUCCCCAUCCCUGCCCUGAGUUACCUGUGUCACAACGGCUCCCCUCGGAUGCCGCCAAGGCUCCUGUCAGAGCCAAGUGCUCCGGCACCAGAGGAGAGGAGGGCAACACCUCAUUCCUGCUGCACUGACUUUUUAAUUUUAUGAAGUAUUGUGCACAACUCCCUUCACCUUUCCCCCUCGGAUCCCAGCGAUCCCUUCAUCGGAAGCUGCCCUCCUGCUGGGACACUCCAGCUCCACGUCAGUCACCUUGGACCAGAAUCAGAGCUCAGAGGGGAGUGAGUUCAUCCUCAUGGGGUGGUGCGGGGUGGGGUUGCUGCUGGGCUCUCGGACAGCUGGUUCUCAGAGAACCCUGUGAUCAUCGCUCAGGCGCCUGCGCUCUCGUGGCCGCUGGAGUUCAGAUGUCUUUUCUAUAAAGCCUGCCUCCCACUUUGUCCAGAAGAGCUUGAAAGGACUCCUGUGCUUGAAUGGUUUUGUCCCCCUCGGAGAAACCCCGGAAGCUGAAGAUGAUGAGUAUCAAAUGAGGGCCCACGCCCUCCACCCAUUUACUUCCUUCUGACCUUCUCCCAGGCGCCCUCACUUGUAGGUGAGCUGUUAGCUGGGCGCCGGUCUGCAGGCACCAGGGGUGCUCCUUGCAGAGAUUCCUCUUCGAGCUACCAGGGCCACCAUAUAGGUAAUCUGACUCCCUGUGCCUGUUGUUUGUCACCUGGACAUUAUGGCCGUCAAGGGGUGAUGCCUCCUCCCUUGGAGUAUGGCACCCAAGCCUGAGGUUGUUUCUGGAUCAUUUGAGGAUGUGACCAGGAAGUCCAGUUCGGAGGCUUCAGGGAGAACUGGACCUGGGCCCAGCCUUGGGGCUGUUUUUCCUCGAUGCCUCUUCUAGACUUUCAGCACAUCUGCCACCCGCAGGCUUCCUCGGGAGUGGCACCCUGCAGCUUCCUUCGGGAUCUCCACCACCUUCUGAGCCUUGCUGUCCUGGCCUCAGAAUCGAACUGUGUGUCAUUGCGUGGUGACAUCUGAGCAGUCUGGUCUGGCUAGGAGGGAGAACAGCCCUGCGUUGGAGGAGGUGCAUUCCUGUAUCUUCUCAACCCCUCACCAGGAACUGGGGCUUUAGGAUGAGAUACUACGAUAAAACCCCAUAGAUGUGAAGAGAGUUUGUGGAAGCAUUUUGAAUGAAUGGAUUGGUUUCUUACGGCUCCCUCCAAGCCUGGCCAAGCUCAGCUUCUGGAGCAGAAACCAGCACGGUCUCUGUGCCUGACGUGGAGCAUUUGGGUCAGAUGGGAAUGGAGACAGUACUUUUGGACUCCUGUGGGGCUGCUGGGUCCCCCCGGGAGAGGCAGAUGGUGCGGACAACUGCCCUUGCUCCAAGAAGGGGCCACAGGCAGCUCAGGACAUCAGCGGUAAGACCAUGAGGUGACUUGGGGAAGGACUUGAAACCAAGUGGCUCAUGGAGAAAACAGAAUUGACUUAGGAAAGGAUUAUAUAGGAAUAAUGUUUGGGUUUGAUUUCCCCAUCUUCUAAUCAAGAAUGAAAAUUUGGAUCUGCUCAUAGUCAGGCCCGGCAUCUCCAAAGGCUGGCAGGCUGUCCUUUGGCGACGCGCAGCCUCCGCAGCCUCCUGCGUUUGGUUUGCUGAUCAUGUUGCCGGAAUGUGUAUGAGUAACCCAGUCCUACCAGUUAAAGAUGAGCUACCAGGUAAUCUAACUUCUUUAACAUUGAGUUUUGUGUUUCUGGUUUUUGUGUUUUUUGUUGUUUUUUUUUUGUAUAUUGUUUACAUUUUGAGAGGCAGCAUCCUGUUUCAAAUGCUCUUGUGUUUCUGACAGUGUUGUUGAUUGGGUCAGAAUAUUUGAGCUGAGGUUUGGUGAAUUUUAGAUUUUUUUUUAAAGGUCAUUCUGUGCUAUUUUCAAAACCUUGGAUUUGGCCCUCUAAAUCUUUUGGCAUUCAAAUGUUUAAAAGCUAUUUAUCUUGGUUUAUACAAGCUUUCUUUCUCUCUCUCUUUUUUUUUUUACAAUGAUGAAGAUAUUGUAUUUGGUUUGGUCUGAAUGUAGAGAAAGUGACCUGACCCCCAGGCUUUGGUCUGCGCCCCCUUUUUCCCGAACCCCACCAUUCCCCGUCUGAGCAGUAGAAGACAUCUGAGGGGAGGUAACCGCCCUCACCCUCGCUCUUUGGAGCCGGGAAACUCAACAGCCUUUGGGUCUCCCAAGAACAAAGGUAUAAGAAUAGGGCAUGGCUGACUGGGUGAGGUCUGGUGGGCGAUUAAGGGCAAGACUCGCCCCCCAGUCCCUCUACCACCUAAGCAGUCACAGCUUCUCCCAUCCCACCCCUGUUGUGAGUCUACAGCCAAGAAACUCAUUUCCCAGGUUUCAGCUGAAGCGAGGGUUGUCUGAAAACACUGCUGAGCCCACUAGACGAAGGCCUCUGGCUCUCCUUCCUGUUCGUGACCACUGAGUGUUACCCUCCCAGCCUGAGCCGCUUCCCUGCGCCCCACAGUCGGGGUGAGGAGGCGGGGCUGGGAGCCAGCAGUUCCAGGAGCUCAGGCUGAAAUGCUCCAUGUCUCUUUAUCUUGCUCAGGGGUUACUGCUCUGUGGCAGGUGCCACGUGUCGCCCCUGUGGCUGUUCUCAGUGGUACUCCCUAAAUUCCCACCACAGGCAGCUCUUCCUACUUCACGUGUUUCUCUUGCCUGUGUUUUAGGCCUCAAGCAGGUCCCCUGGUGGUACUAAAGGCUCGGGACUGCAGACUCCUGCCCUAGUGACCUUCCUCUCUUCACAGUCUGCCAGGGCCAGCCCUGGGGAGGUGGACCAAAGAACCAGGACUUUUCUCAGUAGCCAAUCCCACUCACCCCUCAGUUGUCUUUUUAUCAGUUCAAGUUGGGAGAGAAAAAAACUUAAGCACUCCCCAGCCUUUGAGCCACUCGCGUGUUAGGGGCCGAUGUGUUUAAACAACCCUUAGAGCCCUGGCCUUAGACCUGGGGCUCCAAGCCCGGGGACCUCACCUCUUUCUGGCAGAAACGUGUGGAGGCAGAAUCCACUCUGAGCACAGGAAUCAAAGGGAAAACAUUCAAAUAAAUGUCCCCAAAAGUACCAGCCACCCGCAGUGGGCCGUGACGUGGCCCCAGCCUUCCUGAGAUGUGCCACUUACGAAGAGUGCCUCCAAAGGGAAGAGGAGACUCUUGCUUUCCCAGCAGGUGGUGCUGAGCGCCUGCUGAGGCUGCAGAGGAGUCUUCUGGGGGCCCCUUCCCCUGAUGCAGGGCUGUUUCAUGAGGACGUAGCAACCAGCCACCUCUGGGGGAAGGCCUGGUGCUGCUCAGCACACCCAAGCAUCGGGUCAGAUCAUUGUAAUCAAAAAAAUGUGAAUUAAGUAUAGAUUCAAUUUGGGGGGAGCAGGAUAAACUAUCACCCCACCGUAUGUGUCUGACUUCUCCAUUUCCCACUCCAACUUCCAUUUUUUAAAUAGGAAUUUUCAGCCCCCUGUGCUUGUCUAAUGUCUCCUCAGAACAGUGUGAGAUCCUGUUACUGUUUUAAAAUGCAUGCGUGUUAAGAUGAACCUCCAAUCCAAGGAAAAUAAAACUUAAAAAACUUUGUGUACA
This is a messenger RNA of Pteronotus mesoamericanus, 5034 nucleotides long. It is a transcript of the gene PIP4K2B, whose product is annotated as phosphatidylinositol-5-phosphate 4-kinase type 2 beta. Gene Ontology annotation, cellular component: plasma membrane. The coding region runs from base 123 to 1373 and encodes 416 amino acids. Gene Ontology annotation, molecular function: 1-phosphatidylinositol-5-phosphate 4-kinase activity; 1-phosphatidylinositol-4-phosphate 5-kinase activity. The record is from RefSeq and is a predicted model, not a curated record. NCBI's taxonomy places the organism in Eukaryota, Metazoa, Chordata, Mammalia, Chiroptera, Mormoopidae. The transcript has 11 exons. Gene Ontology annotation, biological process: phosphatidylinositol phosphate biosynthetic process.